This is a messenger RNA of Mycena citricolor, 1954 nucleotides long. Lineage: Eukaryota; Fungi; Basidiomycota; Agaricomycetes; Agaricales; Mycenaceae. The record is from the annotation of a GenBank genome assembly.
CAACGCGGGGACAUGACAUGUUUUUCUGCGCGUAGGGUCUGUUUCAAAUGAUCCUCUGCCAUACUUCCCCGGUUAUAUGCGAUCCGGACUAAGAACCUUUGCUGCUGCAGUGUUUCUCGUUCUACGUGCGCAUAGACCCGGGAGCCCGCUCCACAGCCGUCCGUUCGCCUAUGAAACAUCUUGAUCUCUUCCCGAUCUAAAGUGGCGACUGUCUUGAACAAACUCAACUCCCUCCCCGAUCAUCGACGGAAAACUGCGCCAAGAUUGCUGCGGAACUCUCAGAUCGAGCCGACUGGGCUCGAACAGCUUCGGACAAGAGUCGAAGCGGGAUGUGAACAAGCUGGGUGUUCUGGGGCGCUGCCAAAUGAGCUCCACGGUGGGAAAGUAGGCUGUUCGAAUUCUGCAACGAAUACCGCACAAGGCGCGCACUUAGUGACUUCGUGAACAAGAGUUAUAAAUAGUAUGAGACGUGUGUUAUUGGUUCGAGCUCAUGCAGUAUUCAGGCCGGGACUGAUAACCUUCAACGACAAGGAGAUUACGUUCAUUGGGGCGAACAAAACUGAACCGAGUUUGUAAUGAUUCUUGUAUUUUCCGAGUACAUGUACUUAACAGCAGAGGAUAUAAAAGUGGGAUACAGUCAAGAUAGUCAAAGCAUGGCACGAGUACAAGCAUUUGUACAUAUUGUAUUGCAAUGUUUCAAGUAAUCAAGCAAUCGAGUCACAGUCAUAAAGCAAUCGAGUUCCUAUGAUGAAGCAAUCAAGUUCCAGUCAAAAGCAAUUGAAUCCAAAGCAGUCAUCCCGAGCAGAGAAAUCAAAUCCGUCCAAUGAAGCAAUCGAAACCAAAUGCAAGCAGUCCGUUCGUUCUUUGUCGGUCGGCGUGGUCUUCCAUGACUCUCCACCGCAACACAUCACCGCCUCCGUCUCUGACUCAAUCCCCUCUCCAUCGGCCCCAGCACCUGUCCGACCCUCGCGCUCUGGUUGCGCACCAUCCGGCGCGGCGCAAAUCCACACUCAUGCGGCGUUCCAGCCACCGGCACGCGUCGCAUCUGAUCAAGCACCUCUCGUCCCGGCCCGCGGCGAGUCCGCCGGCGAUCGAACCCGCGCUGCCCGGGAAUACCAGCCACCGGCAGACGGACGACCCGGACGACCGCUCCGGCUGCGCGCUGCCUGCUCGAGCGCGCGAAGGACCCUCUGUGCCCAGGGACGGCGGGGAUGGGCAUCCGCGUCGUUGCCUGAUUCGGCAUGGACUUGCGCUGGGGCGGGGCGGCGACUACGGCUGCAGCUGCUCUGGAUGGGUUCUCGAUGGAUCCUCGGCGACAGGAGAUCGCGGCGACGGGCAUCUGCUUCGACAUCUUACUCGGGAUGGACUGGACGUCUCCAGCACCCUGUCUCGGCAUCGGCAUCCGCACGGCGCCCUUUACCCUCCGUUUGACUCCCUGCCUCUGAGGAGCAGGAUGUGCGCCAGACGCUCCGCUCUGCAACGCCGAAGGGGCCUCUGAAUCCAGGCUCGGCAAAGCACACACCACCGGGAUGCUGCUGACCGCGGGCGGCAACACUCUCCUCACUCUCUUCUCGCGGGCUGGUAGCAGGAAGCAGUCAAUCUGGAGCACCGUGUCCCUGAUCUGUUUGAGUGUUGGUCGGUUCCGAGCAGCGGGGUCCAGCAUCCAGCGGAUGAAAUUCGUCGCGGGAACGCUAAGCCGGACGUAUUUGUUCAGGAAGGCGACGGGAUCGGUGCGGAAGGCGGCGUAUCGUUUGUCAGAGACAUGCGCAGCUUCCCAGGGGUAGCUCCCAGUGACGAGAACUACGAAGGUGAUGGCUAGCGCCCAGUAGUCGCAUUCCCUGGCAGAGUAGACACCGGAUCUACCGGCCUCCAUAGCCUCUGCGAGACGCAGAUCAGAUGACACGGACUGGACAGCGAGCAGGGGUCCACGCACCGGGACUCAUGAACGACGUCG